UGCAGCUGCUCCCUUGCAGCCUGCGGAGCCACAGCCUCACUGAGUCACAGCCAUGGUUUUCUGCAAACUACUCACUGUGCUGGUACUGAUCCACAACAUCGGAGGUUUGUUUGGAGCUGAGGUGAGGGUCUCUAUCGUCGGAGGAGAGGAUGCUCCUAAGGGCAGAUGGCCGUGGAUGGUCCACCUAAACAUAACCGAUGCCAGCAAAAAGAAAAACUGGCGCUGUGGAGGCACCAUCCUCAAUGAACAGUGGGUGCUCACUGCUGCACAUUGCUGGGAUGAAUACCCCCCACCUAGUGAACAUCGUUCAAUGGUUUGGGUUGGCUCACACAGCCUGCAACGUAAAUCUGAAAAGUACAUGAAUAUAGGAUCCUGCAUACUUGGCCCUGGAUACUAUCGCCACAGUAGUUACUAUGUGAAUGACAUCGCCCUGGUCAAGCUGAGGAAAAAGAUAAAAUUCAAGGAAAAUGUUCAAGCAGUGAAUCUGCCCACUACUGAGGACACCUUUGGUCCAUCAUCUGAGUGCUGGAUCAUUGGCUGGGGUCACGUUGAGAAUGGUGUUCCACUGCAGGAUCCCGAGACCCUUCAGCAGCUGAAGAUUUCCAUCAUCCCUUCAAAAGUGUGUAAGGUGCAAUAUCCUGAGCUGACCUCUAACAUGCUGUGUGCAGGGGACAUGGCUGGAGGGAAGGACGCCUGCGAAGGGGAUUACGGUGGCCCGCUGGUGUGUCGUACAGCCAGGGGCUUUGUGCAGGUGGGCAUCAUGAGUUAUGGGAGUCGUAAAGGUUGUGCUCUCCCAGGCCGCCCUGGCGUCUACACCCAAGUGUCCAAAUACCUGAGUUUCAUCAACGAGAACAUCCACCACGCUGAGGAAGCCUCAACUGAGGUCUAAACUUUCAUGAAGCUGAAGCUGCCCGAGUGCUCUCACCCGACAACCUGCCUUCCUCUCUAUAGCAUCGCUCCUGUGCUGUACUCUCAGUUCAUUUCACCUUUUUAUUAUGGUUAUGCUGUUACCCUCGUUUACUCAACUCCAUUCUUUGCAUUAAAGCUUUAAAGCAUU
Monopterus albus (swamp eel) is the source of this 1057-nucleotide messenger RNA. RefSeq names its product tryptase-2-like. Lineage: Eukaryota; Metazoa; Chordata; Actinopteri; Synbranchiformes; Synbranchidae. Gene Ontology annotation, molecular function: serine-type endopeptidase activity. The transcript has 5 exons. Bases 53 to 889 code for a protein of 278 amino acids. Gene Ontology annotation, biological process: proteolysis. The record is from RefSeq and is a predicted model, not a curated record.